This is a messenger RNA of Pseudophryne corroboree (corroboree frog), 1821 nucleotides long. Its product is annotated as vitamin K-dependent protein C-like. The record is from RefSeq and is a predicted model, not a curated record. The transcript has 10 exons. Gene Ontology annotation, biological process: negative regulation of blood coagulation; blood coagulation; proteolysis. Gene Ontology annotation, molecular function: serine-type endopeptidase activity; calcium ion binding. NCBI's taxonomy places the organism in Eukaryota, Metazoa, Chordata, Amphibia, Anura, Myobatrachidae. Gene Ontology annotation, cellular component: extracellular region. The coding region runs from base 350 to 1693 and encodes 447 amino acids.
UAAAGAGACUCCUGACAGUGUGACAGCUACCCCUGACAAAAACCACGGAGAGUUGAAACGGCCAUCGGGCUGUAGUACUAGGAUCAUGUCCAGAUGUUUAUUCUGUAAGGAAUAAACCCCUUUUUUCUUUUCAUCAUCAAAACGGUUGCAAUAUUUUGGACACUGCCUUUUAUUUGUACAAAGAGGGACAGGAAGGUGAGUCAAUAUUUGAGGUUAUGGAUUAACCAGAGUGUGGAUUCACCAUUGAUGGCUAAGAGAGGAGUCCUAAAUCAAAGUGUCUGCAAAACUGACGAACCUGAAGGAUUCCAGUCACUGAUACAGAUUCCAAGACGUCUGCUGGAUCCAUGUAAUGAUGAACUGGUCACUGAGCUGCACAAUGUGGUGGAUCCUGAUGCUGAGUGUCAUCCCAUCAGCUUAUGGUAGCUCUAUCUUCUCCAGUAGUCAGGAUGCAAAUCGGGUGCUGAAAGUUAAAAAACGUUCCAAUGCUCAGUUCCUGGAGGAGAUGAAACCUGGGUCGCUGGAGAGAGAGUGCUAUGAAGAGAAAUGUGACCUUGAGGAGGCAAAUGAGAUAUUUGAGACUCGCGAGGCCACUCUUAACUUUUGGGCGAAAUACUUUGAUGGGGAUCAGUGUCUCUCUAGUCCAUGUAAGAAUGGUGUAUGUAAGGACGGCAUAGGGAAAUAUGACUGUAUCUGCCACCAAGGCUGGGAAGGACACAUCUGUUCUCAGGAAGUCACCCACUUUAACUGCUCAUUGAGUAAUGGAGGCUGCAGUCACUUCUGCACAGAGACUGGGAACAGUACAUCACGUCUGUGUAGCUGUGCCCCGGGUUACCAGCUGGAUGAUGACUAUCAGAGCUGUAAGUCUGUUGUGGAGUUUCCUUGUGGCAAAAUGAAAAUAUUCAACUUCGACUAUUCAGCCCGCCUCAUAGGAGCAAAGAAAGGACGUAAAGGAGACAGUCCCUGGCAAGUUAUGCUUCUUUAUGAGAAGAAGUUCCAAUGUGGUGGAGUCUUGAUUUACCCAACAUGGGUUCUGACCGCAGCCCAUUGUUUUAAACAUCCUGGAAAGUACUUUGUGCGGCUUGGUGAAUAUGACCGUCGGAUACUGGAAGACACAGAGCAGCAAACUUAUGUGAUCAACAUUAUCCUGCAUCCUGAAUACAACCCUGAAACUACAAAUAAUGAUAUAGCCCUACUGCGUCUCAAUGAGCCAGCAGUGUAUAACAAGUAUGUGUUGCCCAUCUGUCUACCAAGUAAAAGACUUGCUGAAACAAAUUUGACGCAAGAGGGCACUGACACCAUAGUAACGGGCUGGGGAAGCCAGGAUGGAUCAUUGCGCAACACCUCUAAGAUCCUCAGCUUUAUACAGAUCCCCAUAGUUCCCCGUGAGAAUUGCUCGGAAGUCAUGAAUAGCCAUGUAUCUGGUAAUAUGUUAUGUGCUGGAAGGUUGGGGGAGAAUCAGGAUGCUUGCACUGGAGACAGUGGGGGGCCCAUGGUCACCAGGUUUGGAGACACCUGGUUUCUUAUUGGCUUAGUGAGCUGGGGCGAGGGAUGCGGAAGAUUGGAUAAUUUUGGAGUAUAUACCAAGGUGGAUCGUUACCUUGAAUGGAUCAGUGAGCAAAUUACAAACAGUGAAGAGGAAUUAAAAAAAAGUCUUGUUAAUAAGUCAAAUAAAUCCAAAUCACGUAAUACUUAAAGGUUCCCCAUAAUCUAUCACUAUUGUCAAAUGCAACUCAAUGAAGAUAUUACAUGCAUUGCCAUAAAAACAACACUGUUUUACUUUGUAAUGAAAACAAAACCAAUAAAGCUCAAAAAUGCACCAGU